AUGUUUGCCUCCCUCCAGUGGGCAACCCCAGGCAGUGCAGGACUGGACCUCUGUGCCGCCACCAACACAGUACUAGACUCUAUACAAGGACCUCAAAUAAUAUCCACUGGGACCCUGGGACCCCCUCCAUCUCAUAUGUGUGCCCUUAUUCUUGGAAGAGCCUCUGCUACCUUACAAGGUGUCCAAGUUUUUCCUGGUAUUAUUGAUAAUGAUUAUACAGGAGAAAUAAAAAUUUUGGCCAUGGCCAUUAAUGGAAUUACAGUUAUUCCAGCUGGAACUAGGCUUGCACAAUUGAUACUGCUCCCAUUAAAGUCAGGGGGUUCUUCCACUGCUCAGACCACACCGCGAGGAACUGCUUCUUUGGGGUCUUCUGAUGCGUAUUAG
Molecule: messenger RNA, 384 nt
Organism: Dipodomys ordii (Ord's kangaroo rat)
Lineage: Eukaryota; Metazoa; Chordata; Mammalia; Rodentia; Heteromyidae
Product: endogenous retrovirus group K member 9 Pol protein-like
Exons: 1
Coding region: 1-384 (127 amino acids)
Source: RefSeq, a predicted model, not a curated record